GAGCGCAGCUCAGCGUAGCGCAGCGGCUCCCCGGAGAUGGGGCUGGAGUGGCGGGCGCGCGUCGUUGCUGCGUUCUGGCUCCUUUGCGCUGUUGGAGCCGUCGGGGCAGGAAGACCGCCCUCAGAUGGCAUGAACGUCCUUCUCAUCAUCGCUGACGAUCUGCGGCCUGCAUUGGGCUCUUACGGCGACACAUUAGUGAGAUCUCCAAAUAUCGAUCAGUUGGCUUCGCGCAGCAUCGUGUUCCAGAAUGCUUUUGCGCAACAAGCUGUCUGUGCCCCAAGCAGAGUGUCAUUCCUCACUGGGCGGAGACCUGACACCACCAGGCUCUAUGAUUUUCAUUCCUACUGGAGAGUGCACGCGGGAAAUUAUUCCACGUUGCCGCAGUACUUCCAGGAAAAUGGCUACAUCACCCUCUCUGUAGGGAAAGUGUUUCACCCAGGGGUUUCAUCAAACCAUAACGAUGACUAUCCGUACAGUUGGACCACCCCUGCUUUUCAUCCCUCAUCCGAAAAAUACGAAAACACAAAGGUUUGUAAAGGGAAAGAUGGAGAACUUCAUGCCAACCUUAUCUGCCCAGUGGAUGUUUCAGAGAUGCCUGAGGGGACCUUGCCAGAUAUCCAGAGCACUGAGGAAGCAAUUCGUUUAUUGAACAUUGUGAAGGAAAGUGAGAGCAAAUUCUUCCUUGCUGUUGGGUAUCACAAACCCCAUAUUCCAUUCAGGUACCCCCAGGAAUUUCUCAAAUUAUACCCCUUGGAAAACAUCACCCUGGCCCCAGAUCCUGAUGUUCCUAAAGGGCUCCCUUCUGUGGCCUACAAUCCCUGGACGGACAUCAGGCGUAGGGAGGAUGUUGCAGCACUGAACAUCAGCUUCCCUUAUGGGCCAAUUCCAGAAGACUUCCAGCGGCAGAUUCGUCAAAGCUACUUUGCAUCUGUCUCUUAUGUGGAUACGCUGGUUGGGAGGUUGCUAAGUGCCCUAGAUGACAUGGAGCUGUCCCACAACACAAUUGUAGUAUUUACCGCAGACCACGGCUGGUCACUUGGUGAACAUGGCGAAUGGGCGAAAUACAGCAACUUCGAUAUCGCAACCCGGGUGCCACUGAUGUUCUAUGUUCCAGGAAGGACAGUCCCCACCUCUCACCUGGGAGAGAAGAUUUUUCCUUUCAUUGAUCCCUUCACACAGGUUGCAAGCCCUGUUGCACAAGGCAAAUCCAGAGAAAUUGUUGAGCUGGUGUCCCUCUUCCCGACACUCGCUGAGCUUGCUGGAUUAAAAAUCCCCCCUGUAUGUCCCCAGCCUUCAUUUCUCGUCUCCCUGUGUACUGAGGGGCAAAGCUUGCUGCGUUAUUUCCCAUCCAUCCAUGGAGGCCAAGAAAACAACAGCAAAGGAGCAAAGGGCUCGGAUCCCCCGGUUGCCUUCAGCCAGUAUCCCCGCCCAGGAGACACUCCAGAUUGGAACUCUGAUCUGCCGCUGCUUAAGGACAUAAAAGUGAUGGGUUAUUCCAUACGUACCGCUGACUACAGGUGUACGCUGUGGCUUGGGUUCAGCCCCAGCAACUUCACGGUCAAUCUGAACGACGUCCACGGAGGGGAGCUGUAUUUCACAGCGAGCGAUCCUAGUCAAGACCAUAACAAGUACAGAAGCGCUAUGCAUGGCUCCUUGGCCAAAAAGCUUUGCAAUGUCUUGGAGCACUGAAUUUGGCGUUCGCUUCCUCUUCUGUAAGACAUUGCUGCUCAGCUAGUAAAAGGCAUACAGACCUUUGCGUUAUAUGCAAAGAUGUGUCUUGAAUUGUAGCUGCCCUUGGAGCCAAAUCUGAAAUGUGCUGUGUUCUUGUGUACCCCCAAAAAAUGAUUCUUUAGUU
Messenger RNA from Lacerta agilis (Sand lizard), 1855 nucleotides. RefSeq names its product iduronate 2-sulfatase (gene IDS). NCBI's taxonomy places the organism in Eukaryota, Metazoa, Chordata, Lepidosauria, Squamata, Lacertidae. The record is from RefSeq and is a predicted model, not a curated record. The transcript is spliced from 9 exons. Bases 37 to 1689 code for a protein of 550 amino acids. Gene Ontology annotation, molecular function: iduronate-2-sulfatase activity.